AGGUGAGUAACGUCGAAAGAAAUACUGCUAGUUUUGGAACAAAAACGACUGCGCAAUUAUUUAUUUUAAUCCAUCAUAACAAAGCUAUUUUAAGAUUAAGGUGUGUAUGAACACACGAAGAAAACAAGUGAAUUUAUCUUAAAUGUAUUUUUCGUUUUGUUUGCUCUUUUUUUCCCCUUCAGGUAUUUUGAAGGAAGAGUGGCCGUCGAGGACUUUGAACAUUUAUUCAAAAAAAAAACUUUUUUUCUUCAAGUAAUGGACAUUUGAUUACUAUUUUUGCCUCCAGUUUGUUCCAGAGGGAAAAGCUAGUUUUUAGCUGCCACAACCCCGCCCAUAAACCAGUUUGUUCCAGCCAUAGAUUGUUAACGUUAUAAAAACAUGACGGUUAACGAUAUAAAACUGAUGUAACAAGAGAUCUGUUGCUGUAAAGCACAAUAUACAGUAGUAAAUAUAGCUACUCGAGACGCUGAAGUAUUUAUAGUAAGUGUUUAUUUUCAAAGCAAUCUGAACCUAAAUUCACGAAAUUAUUAAUUGUUUAGUCGUAGAUUAAAUGUGAAGUGUGCUAGUUGUUCUCCGUACGUGGUUAGCUAUUUUUUUGUAGUUCAAAUGCAGCGAAGGCUAAUGAUUUAGUUUAUGAGCUCACACAGGAAAGUGCAGAGUGGAAACGCUCCGGUUCUUUGUGUGUGAGACUGAUACAAAUCAACUAACACAUGUUUUAAGUUAAUCAUAAGCAAUCUACUCAUAAAGAUUGCCGUAGGAAAUAUUUUUUUGCCUAUGAAUUUGGAUGUUGAUUUUUAAAUCUAAAUAGGGGGAGAGAUCCUUGGAAUUUACACCUACCGCAAUCUAUACAUAAAGAUUGCUUAGAUUGAAGAUUACGGACUUUUGGUAGUUUGCGACACUUAACGUAGUAUCGUCGAUCUAGUUAGAGCAGGACAUACAUUCCCCAGGUGUUCGAUAUGUAUACGGCAAUCUAAGGAUAAAGAUUGCCUUAUUGAAAUGCGCAAGGGAGGGAAACGUCCAUUCGAAAUAUUACAAAAGGCAGAACGAUGGUGUCGGAAUUACAUCAAAAUGGCGGGCUUGUUGUCGUUUGUCCUUGCAGAACAUGCAGCCAUAAUGGCUACUGUGUUUAUAUGGAGCGACAGUCAUGUGUUUGGCUUCCCAGAAUAGCGGAACGACUUUCUUCUCGCAGUGUCCUUAUCGCAUGUGUAGCCGUUACAGCUAUAGAGGAUACCUUCUCGUUUUUUGUCAAUUGUAAAUGAUUCUCCGGCCGUGCAAAUGUAUCGUAUGCUGCUAGCUGUGUUGUGGCCGGGUUAGCUGGCAUACAUUGUUCUUUAUGUUCUCGAGGCUGUUGCAGUCACGAAGCAGUUAACAAAAGAGGGCAGGGCCUAGAUGGAUUGUCGGUGUAUAACGGGUUAGUUUCCUAGCCUGAACUCGGUCAUUGAACGGGAUCUUUAUUCUGGUGGUAUGGUAGGGCAGGGCGUGCAUUGCAAUGACAUGCCAUUUGUCAUAAAGGGCUCCCAGCUGCUAACGUGGUGCGUUUGUAAGGCAUAUAUAUAUACAGUUUCAGUAAUUUGAUUAUCUACAGGCUUUCCCUCCAUUAUUUUCUAUUUGUGACAAGUAAUUUAUUUUAGGAAUAUCUACUUGGCAUAGGCUACAAACAGCAGUAACAUUGACCCCAUAGGACAAAAGUGUUUAUUUUAUAUAAUAAUGAUUGUCAACCAGGGUUAAAACUAAUAUUAUGUCAACAAAAAUUUCUUGCUAUUUAUUGGAAGGGGUUUGAGCAAGUGACAAGUAUUUGUUACGUUGUAGCUAAAUGAUAACAUGUGAUAUCCCCUUUUCAACUGCAUUGCUAUAUAUUUGAGUAAAUACAGCAAAGCAAUUGUGUGUGUGUGUAUGAAUAUUAAUUUACUUGACUUCUCCCCCAUUGAAUUAUUCUUUACUAGGCUGUCUUAUCAAUAACUUCAUUCUAUUGACUGCGUGUGUAACAGUUGUGACAUUUUCAGGGGUUGUGUGUUAUUUCCCGUGUUGUGGAGUUCUGAGACUAUAUAAAACGUCUACUACAGUUAAUCGGGUAAGACCAAACUGAUUUCCUCACAUGGCAUUUCAAAAUGAAAUACUUGGAUAUUAUCCAAGCAAUACCUGGAUACAGUAAUUCAAAGUAUAUAAUGAAUAGUCAUAACCAUAUUAUAAUGACUUAAAAUAUUAACAUGAUAAGGGUUCAGUUAUGCACUAAACAAUGAGGAGAAUGCAUGCAGAAGUCCCGUCCCUGCUGUUAGUGUUAUGAUUUACGCAUAGUUUGGGUUUGAGCAAGGCUAAGUAAAAAUUAUAUUUCUAUUUUACUGUAUUGGUUAAAUAGGUUAGUGGAGAUUUGACUUUUUUUAUACGUAAAGGAUCCAUCUAUAGUCACUGGAUCCUCAACUGAGGUCGAUCUACUAGUGUUCUCUUUUUAUAUGGCACAGUAAUAUGACGUCGGUAUUUUCCGUUAACUAUUCUUGUUUUAACCACCCACCUGUACUUGAGCCAAUCUCCUGCUCAGCUUAAGUAUACAUUUCAAAUAUAUUCAUAGCCAAAUUAAAUUACUUUCUUUUGGUGAAUUUGACAUUUUUAAAUAUAUUUGUAUACAUUUGCUUUGAUACAUGUAUUCAUUAAUUAGUACUUUGAAAUGUGUGGAUUUCUUUUGUCUACAUUUGCAUGGAGGUGUAGUGCUUGUACAUUUGAUACAAUUUGUAAUUCCUUGUACUAAGCUAUAGGUGGCAGUAAAUGCUAAAACAUUCAUCCACUGCUCCAUGGGGGGAGACCAUUGAACCAAGGGGGUUGUCAUUGGUUAUGCUUCAGAUGAAACAUUCCCUUUAUUUUAAUGUUAAUCAUAGGCAAUUAACAUAGUCCUGUACACUUUAAGGGAUGUAUGUGUGAGGUCAACCACUUACAAAACCAAUACUUACAAUAUCAAUUCAAAUAACUUCAAUAUUACUUUCAAAGUAAUUAUUUAUAGUUACAAACACACACAAAAUUUAAAUAUGUUCCUUAGAUAACUGAAAUUAAUAGUGCUAUGCAUUUCUUAGAAUAGGCUUCUUCUGCGCUCUGUUCAACCAACUAUUCCUUGGAGUUCCCGUGCUACCUGAGACUACUGGUAAAGUGACUGCACCCUUCUCUAUCAGUGAAGGAGCUGGUCAGUCAUUCCAACCACCAGUUUAGUGCACCGCAAGGCUGAAACAAUACCUGUAGACUUUCAGUUUGAGGGCCUUCCUUGUGUGUGUGUGUGCUUCAGUGGUUAGCUUCCAAUAUGUGUCUUAUUAGUAAAGGGAGAAGCUACUCAUGGUAUUUUCCACCCACCCACACAAUGUAGACUAGCAUCUUCUGUUACGAGAACAUAAUCAGUAACAUAUUCUAGCUUCUACAGCUCUCGUCACCAUUGACAUUCAAUAGGUAAUUUCUCUGAGACUAAAACAGUACAAAUGGCAGGUUGACAAGGCUGCUCCUCAGCCCAAUGACUCAUUUCCCCUCCACUGUAGCUUGUAGGUUUACUGGUUGUUUCCUCAUAUCCAAGCCUAAUCACUCAUCUGUUUUUAAUUUGCACUUACCAUGAACUUGUUUAUGUUGUACAUAUUAUGAAGGCAAUCAUGAGUGGAAGGUUUUGUUGAAACCUCUUUUGUAAUGUUUUAAUAAUCUGAAUAAAGCAUAGCUACUUGAAUGUAUUGCACCGGCCUUGGGGGAAGUCCACAUGAACCUAUUCUAAACUACAGCCCAACCUGUCAUUUUCCCAUAAUGUGUGGUGUUGAACUGACUCCUUGCAUAUUUUCUCUCUCUCUGUUCUAUUGAAUUACUGACAUAGAAAAUGAACUAGCAGCAUGGCCUAUAAGCAGUCUUUGUAUUAGCCUCUACCCUGCUGUCUUAGGGGAAUCCUCCCGGAGCUGCUGGGAGAAUGGACAGUAGGCCCUGUCAGUCAUUACCUCUUCUCCCUCAGCUAUGGGAAUAACCCCACAGAACAGACCAAUCCAUCCCUCCGGAGAGAAUUAAAUGCACAUUUUUUAAAAGAAUGAGGCAACAAACACAUCAGUGAGUCGUGGUGUUCACUAGUACAUCAUUUGGAAUGCGAAGGCAGCACCUUGGCUGGGGGGUUAGUUGGGACUGUCACUGCCCCCCUUUUCCUUGUUUUCACAGAUUUCAGUGUAGCUGAAGAUCUAGCAAUGUGGGUAUUUUGACGUAGACCUCAGCCCACUGUGAUGUUGCUCUCGGCUUUGUAGCUAGAAGGAAACAGUACAAACUGCAGUAUGGAUUUCAGCCUUGGUCGGUCGUGUGGUAGAGUGAAGUUUGGAGAUGGCUUAUGGUUUAGUACCAAGGUUGAAUUGUCUGUAAGCCGUUACUUUUUGCAGGAUUUAGAGAUGAACGGAUGGUGUCAGUUCCAAGGAUCCCUCCCAAAACAAAAGAUGGCGGUGGGCCCGGUGGACCCCAGGGAGGUCCUGAAGGGAGUAGAGAACCUGCUGGGGAAAGAUGGAGAGCUCCGCAGCCUGGAGGGUGUCCCCAAAGUUUUCAGUCUCAUGAAGGGCUCUCACAAAAUGGUGAGCAGGUGUAUGUACCUGAAUAUCCUACUGCAGACCAAGUCCCAUGACAUUCUCAACCGGUUUAUCCGAGUGGGAGGCUACAAGCUGCUGAACGCGUGGCUGACCUACUCCAAAUCUAGCAACAACACCCCCCUGUUACAGCUCAUCCUGCUAACGCUGCAGAAACUGCCCCUCACUGUAGACCACCUGAAACAGAACAACACUGCCAAGCUGGUCAAGCAGCUCAGCAAGACUGGAGAGACUGAGGAGCUGAGGAAGCUGUCUGCUGGGCUGGUGGAUGGCUGGAUGGCUACCAUCCGUUCCCAGAGUGUCUCCGCCACCUCUCCUGCAGAUAAGAAACGGAAGAAGGAGGAGGGGAAAGUGCCAGUCCGAGAGGUGAAGGCAGCUGAUGGAGGGAAGGCAGCGGAGGAGGAGAGGAAGAGGGAGAAGCCCAAAGCUCACGCUCCCAGCCAUGCUAAGAUCCGCUCCAUAGGCCUGGAGAUGGAUGCUCCCUCCCCUGUCCCAGUCAAGAAGCCCCCCGUGGCCCUCCAGCUGGGAGACAAGUACAACAUCAAACCAUCCCAAGUCCUCAAGAGACCCAGUUUUGGUCCUCUGGACCCUCCCCCUGUGGAGAAGAAGUAUAAACCCCUCAACACCACUCCUAACCACACCAAGGAGAUCAAGGUGAAGAUCAUCCCGGCGCAACGUAAGACCUCAACAGAAAUCGCCCUUGAGGGUACAGGCUUCCUGGAUGCCCUAAACUCCGCCCCUGUUUCUCUCAUCAAGAUCAAGAAGAAGAAAGGAAGGGAAGGGAGAGACCCCAAAGCUGUCUCUCCCACAUCAAACAAGCCGUGUCCAUUCGAGGGUAAACCUCACUAUCCUUCACCUCAGGGUGGCACCAAGCCCUCUUCCCCAGAGACCCAGGUGGUCUCCGCCACCCCUCCCCACGAGGUCCCAGUAGACCUGGAGCAACCCGGCACGCCCGUGCCCGCCGACGACCCAGAGGCCAUGGACACGGGCAGCGAGAAGCCCAGCGCCCUGGCUGAACCCCGCGGCGAAGAGGAGGGUCAGCUGACCAAGAAGGGCAAGAAGAAGAAGAGCGUGCGCUGGGCCGAGGAGGAGCAGCUCACACAGUACUUCUACUUCGACCUGGACGAGACCGAGAGAGGUGAGAGAACAAAAACUAACGUCAACGUCAACAAGGUCAAAGACUUUGGCGAGGCGGCGAAGCGCGAGAUGAUGAUGGACCGCCACACGUUUGAGAUGGCGAGGCGCCUGUCCCACGACUCCAUGGAGGAGCGCGUCCCCUGGAGCCCCCCGAGGCCCCUGGCCCUCACCGGCCCCCUGGUCAACGCUGGUGCCAAUAGCACAGAGAGACUCACACAGAGGGACCGCGAGACGGGCAUCCUGCAGGAGAUCUUCCUCACCAAGGAGAGUGUUCCUGACAGCCCCCAUGAACCAGAGCCUGAGGCCUACGAACCCAUGCCUCCACGCCUCAUACCCCUGGACGAGGACUCGACCAUGGUGGAUGACAGCUACAUGGAGCCCAUGGACACGUCGUCCCAGCCUGGCUCUGGCGUGGGCCCUGGGGGGGUGGAGGGCUCCAAGCUGCCCCCCGUCCUCGCCAACCUCAUGGGCAACCUGGGGGCCAACAACCUUUUGAGUAACCUAGGCAACAUUGCCCAGGGCACGCCUGGUGCCCCCGCUAACCCCUCCGUCAACGUACAGGAGUUACUCACCUCCAUCAUGGGAGCUAGUGGUGGCCAGUCUACUGAGGACCUGAUCAAGCAGCCAGACUUCUCUGAGAAGAUCAAACAGCUGCUGGGCUCUCUACAGCAGACCCAGAACCAGGGCCCCCCCACCGGACCCCCGCCCGGAGUGAGCCAGGGCCUGUUGGGCCACGGUCCAGGCAUGAACAACAUGCCCAACAUGGGCAUGCCCAUGAACGGAGUGGGGUACCCUCCUGCAGGCAAGCCCCUGGGCCCCGGAGGCCCCCAUUAUAACCAUCCUCCGCCCCCACACAACCAUGGACCCCCUGGCUUCAAUGCCAACCCCCGCAUGAUGGGCCCCCCGCCACCCCAGGUCCAUGGAGGAGACAACAGCAACUACUGGGGGGACGACUCGAUGAGGGGGGGCCCACACCGGGGCGGAGGGGGCCACUUCCACCGAGGGGGCCGAGGGAGAGGAGGGGAACAGGUGGGCUUCAGAGGGAGAGGACGAGGAGGGCCUAGAGGAGGACACAACAUGGGAGACAUGUCCAAGAGGCCAGUGUGUCGCCACUUCAUGAUGAAAGGAAACUGCCGUUACGAGAGCAACUGUGCUUUCUACCACCCUGGCGUCAACGGUCCUCCCCUGCCCCCCAACCACCCCGCCCACAACCAGUACAAUGACCACGGACCCCAACACGGGCACUAGACCACCAACACACCUCGAACACAAAGACAUGACAAUACCCUGAUACUACCACUAGGUGGCAGAACUCCGAAUUCAUGAGCUGCUGGUUUAGUUUCACCACUGGAACAGAGAGAUAGACAGCCCACCAGGCUAGAAAGAGAGUCAAAUGUGACCAUCAAUGUGAGAGACAGACAAGGCUGUGUCCUGCAGCCUUAACAGCUGCUCUGGUCUGGUAAUCUCAAUGUGAUUUUUCUGCAGGUCUGUUGAAGAAGCAGUUCCACUACUGUUCUCCUACUGUGUGACUGGGACUUUGAUAUGAAGGCUCACCAGUAGCAGAGGAAGAUACUGAAUAUAGAGGGCAGAAUCAGACAUUUAUCUACUACUUCCUCUUCCUCUCUCCCCACACCAACCCAAUAUAUCCCCCAAGAAAUUAUCGACUUCAUACGUCCUUUUUUGUUUGCCCUGCUCGCUCAAACUCCCUUGAUCAGGGACAGAGGACAUUGCUUGUACACCAGAAUACACAGACGCUCAUGCCCUGGCUUUGUAAAAGUAUAGGUACUGCUAUAGCUGUGAGAUGAUCAUUUAGUAUGUUUGUUUAAAUGUUUUAUUGUGAUCAUUUUUAACACAGUUGCUUCAGGUUGAUGAAGAUGUACAGUAACCAGACACUAUGACCACUAUGACUUAUGGUUGCGGUCUGUCACUUUCCCAUAUAGCCUAUCAGCCAGCCUUGUCUAAUGCACUUGUCUCUACAUCUUUGUCUGCUACUUCAAUCAGCACUGAGCUAAGAGGUCAGCAAUGAAGAUGGCAAAUCAAUAGAAACAUCUCCAGGAUCUCCCCAGUAUUGAGUGGGACUUCUUGAAGCCAAAUUACUCUAACAUCAUUCUGUUCUGUAGUUGUGUAGCGUCACUCCUGCCCUGGCUGUGCCUAUUGGACCAUGUUCCCCUGACAGACAGGAUCUUUAGCUAACCGUCAGCUCCAGAAUGAGUCUAAGCCCCACCCUCCCUCCUGAAUGACAAUGUAGCGCUGUGGUCCCCUGAGUUUUCAAACUGUAGUCAGAAAGACGUGGCCAAAUUACAAUGGUCAGUUCACCAUUUUAAAACAUAUUUACGGCCAAUUGGCAUGCAAGAAAGACAUGCCACUUUUUCUACCGUAGGAUUUCAACAGAAAACAAGACGAUGAAUGUGAAGUCGACCAAAUAAUUGUAACAUUGUUUGUUUUUUGCCAACUUCCCCAUAGGCAAGAGAGUUAUCAGUUAGGAAGCACUUUAAGAGGAAAGAUGAGGGCCAAAUCCAAGUUGUUUCCACCAGGCAGCCUGACUGACAGGACAGGACCCACCACGCUGCUUGUUCUACUAUCUAGCUCCUGCUCUAGAAAGGCCUGCCUCAAACAGUUCCCCUCAAGAUCAAAUGAACGAAACAGUAUUAAGAAAACGUUUAACUGAAACACCCAUAGAUGAAUGCCUACACACUGAACGAACAAACGUGUUGCAUUGUCUGAUAGUGAGUACUAGUGGUCAGCCUAUCACAGGAGAGGGGAACAACAGGAAAAAGCAUAGCUUGAUUUGACUGAGCCUUUUACCUAGAAGAGUACAUUAUAGUGAAUGAAGUUCUGGUCUAAUGGAAGCCUCUGUGAUUUUUAUAUUUCAACAACUGUAUAACCUGUACCACCAGGAGUAUAUAUAUCUUCCAUGUGACAAAAACGAUGGUUGGAUGCCCUGUGGCAGACACACAGUCAGUCCCCUUUUAUAGAAGUGCUUCUUCACACACAGGCCUGUAUUAGCUUGUAUGGGCUUCAGUGUUCGGUCAGUGUUAUGUCCGACGGGGUAAAACUAAGGAAUCAUUCUCUGGGUCAACUAAUUCAAAGUGUUUUCUGUGAAAACCGUGGCCUUCAUGUCUCUUGUGGGACUAUAAUUAUGUCAUAUUUUGUUUUUGGUUGGAUUUAUUGCAUUUUUAUUUUGAUAUGAUACUGAUGAGUUGGAUCUCUCCAAUUAGGUCCAAGUUUUUGUUAAAUUCUUGUAUCCAUUUAUUUUGUACAUGUAUUAAUAAAUGUCCUAAAAUGAA
Oncorhynchus keta (chum salmon) is the source of this 8995-nucleotide messenger RNA. RefSeq names its product serine/threonine-protein phosphatase 1 regulatory subunit 10-like. The transcript is spliced from 16 exons. The record is from RefSeq and is a predicted model, not a curated record. The coding region runs from base 4272 to 6956 and encodes 894 amino acids. Gene Ontology annotation, cellular component: nucleus. Lineage: Eukaryota; Metazoa; Chordata; Actinopteri; Salmoniformes; Salmonidae. Gene Ontology annotation, molecular function: metal ion binding.